AUGCAAACCCUCUGGUCGAGAACGCUGCGGGCAACAAAAUGCGCCUGCCGCUGCCAACAAUGCCUCUCCUACUCGACCGCCGUCGCCCGCCGCUCGACCACUGCUUUUCGGAAGCGCUUGUCAGCAAUCCCAAGUUCAACAAUCAUCUACUCGGCCAUAUUCGCAUGUGCCGCCGUUGCCGAUGGCCGCGCAAAGCAGCAACGCAGGGAAAAAUGGGACCAUGCCAUUCAAGAGGUCAAAGACGAACUGAAGCCCGGCGAUGCAGAUGUGCGAACGCGCGAAGGGCGGGACGCUGGCCAGACGCGGGAUGGGAAGCGGGUAGAGGACAAGGCCGACCCUUCGAGGCUCAAAGAAGACAUAGAAGAAUUCGAGCUCGAAGGAAAAGAUGCCGAGGACGUGGCAGAAUGGCUGAAGAAGGAGGUUGAGGGUGUCAAGGACCCCGAAGCCGCAGAAGCUAUCAUGCGCGAGAAGCUGGGUAAGGCGAAAAAGCGUAGCUAUCAACGUAUGAUGGACGACAGGGAGGACGUAUCAAGACCUCGAGACAUCUUGGAGUGGGAGGAUGCGCGGAGAUACACCAUGACGAGUUCAGGACAACCGGAAUGGCCUGAGAACAUUGGGCCGUCUUUCAACCCCCACGAUUUCCCUCCGCAGUCGAUAUAUGCCACUGAUAGUCGGAAAAUAGAAGGACUAGAGUCCCGCUGGACCCGUCGAAAGCUACAGACCAUGAACUUAUCCAUGGCCAAGCUGGUGCUAUUCAUGGUUGAGGCAGCACACCUGCAUAAGUAUCCGAAUAGAAGAGAUUGGGACGACAAAUUGUCUGACUGCUGGCUGCCAGACAACGUGUACUGGAUAGCCAUGAAGGGAGAGCAGUCCAAGGAGAGGUUCGUCAGGAGUAUUGAAAAUUUCCUUCAACGGACCAAAAUGCCGAAAAAUCAGGACCGCGUCCCUGAAGUCAAGCCGAUAUUUGGAAAGUAUCCGUACUAUGAGCAGGACCCCGAUGGCCAAUUCCACCGAAAAUGCCACGCCAUGAAUGAACGGAUAUUCGAAAGCUUCGAUCAGUGUUUCCGUGGCGAACUUAACUUUCCCACUCUUGUCGGGGCCAUCUGCGAGGAGCUCCUCACCUCUCCGGCCCCGCCCAACAUCACGACCUACAACGCGCUGCUCCUGGGCUUCAGCCGGCUUAAGCGGCACGACAUAUGUUCCAUGGUCAUCAAAUCUCUCCACGAAGUCCACAUGCGGCCAGACGAGAUCACUUGCACCGCAGCACUCUCCUACCACAUCAACACCAACGACUCCCGCGGCUUCGUGCGGUUCGUGCAGCUCAUGACGGGCAUAACCACGGACAGCUACGCGCUAAUGCUGGCCAACCCGACGAUCCCGCUCACGCACCCGUCGACGCUGUACCGGCUGCAGAACCGCGUGGUGCGGCACCCGCGCAAGCCGGAGCGGCUGGUGCAAAAGGUGCACCCGACGCCGCGCGUGAUGAGCUCCAUCGUCGCGGGGCUGCUCAAGUUCCACGGGCUGGAGCGCGCGGCCGACAUCUGCGGCACGCUGGCGGCCGACGGCUGGGGCUUCGACGCCGACGCGCUGACGCGCUUCCUGCACGCCUGCGCGCAGCAGCGCGACUGGGCCUCGGGCGUCGCCAUCUGGCAGCAGCUGCAGGAGCUGCGCGCCCAGCGGCCCGCCUCGCGCCCGCUCGACCGCACCUCGUACAUCCAGAUGCUCGGCCUCUGCUACCGCUGCGACCGCCCGGACGUCUUUGACCAGGUCAUCCGCGAGGCCGAACACGCCGGCGGCUACCGCUCCCACGCCCUCCAAAAGGACUUCAAGAAGAUGCUCGGCCGCGGCGACAACGCCUUCGACGAGACCGAGUCGCGCCGCCAGGACUGGCUGUUGCGCUCUGAGAUGACCCAGCAGUUCAACGCUCAGAGCAAGUUCUUCGCGAAACAGGCUGCCGCUGAUGCUGCUGCUACUGCUGAGGCUGAGGCUGAGGCCGAGGCUGCUGCCGCCGCCGCUGCUAAGGCUGGCGCUGCGGUCGACGAAGAAGCCGUCAUCCAGAAGAUCCUGGACGACUUCGUUGGGCAGCCUGAGACCGAGCUUGCCUCGACCGGAAAACCGCCGGGGCCCUCGGAGAAGAAAACAUUUAUGAGCUCCAAUGACAAGGAUAGGCCGCAUAACUGGACGCUGGAUUGA
Molecule: messenger RNA, 2193 nt
Organism: Lasiodiplodia theobromae
Lineage: Eukaryota; Fungi; Ascomycota; Dothideomycetes; Botryosphaeriales; Botryosphaeriaceae
Product: Pentatricopeptide repeat domain-containing protein
Exons: 1
Coding region: 1-2193 (730 amino acids)
Molecular function (GO): protein binding
Source: RefSeq, a predicted model, not a curated record